CGCUCGUUUCAUUUCUUCUUCAAGCCGCCAUUGGUAGUACUUUUGUGUUUGUUCUGUUUGACUUUUACUUUUUCUUGCUUUAUUAUUAAAAAUAUCACUAUGUCUUUAACAAAUUACAUCGCGAUUGAUUGCGAAAUGGUCGCCACGGGGGUUAGGCGAGAAUACGAUAUGUUAGCAAGGGUGUCAAUUGUGAAUGAAUAUUGCCAAAAAGUUUAUGAUGAAUAUGUUUUCCCAACUGAACGAGUUACCGACUACCGGACGCCUAUUAGCGGGAUCCGAAGACAGGACUUGAUGAAUGGCGAAGACUUUGACGAAGUAAGAGAGGACGUGCGUCGAAUGAUCAAGCGCCGGGUGAUUGUCGGCCAUGGGUUGGAGCAUGACUUGCGCGUACUUCACCUGUCUCACCCGGAAUGGAACAUACGCGAUACUGCCAACUAUCCGCCUUUUAUCAGGAUGAAUCGCAACCGAACUCCGUCCCUAAAGUGGCUGGCGCGAAGGAUUCUCCGCGAGAAUAUACAACAGGGUGAGCACAGCUCGGUGGAGGAUGCAGCCACUGCCAUGAGGUUGUACUUGCACGUUGCGCAAGAGUGGGAAGACUGGCUGGACAGCGACAGUGACAGUUCAAGUGACUGAUUGAUGAGUCACAUAUUAUCAAAAACUUAAAAAAAAAUUUCUGACUGCAAAAUUAUGUUUAUCAAAAAGGUGAUUCUUCUGAACAAGGAAAAUUUUUAAAAUACCAAGGCGAUUAUAAAGGCCACAUUGAAGCGAUUCAUCUAAAAAAAACAAUAUUGCUGUUUUACAUUUGUUUACAUGCGCGAAAGUCAAUUUGCAAUAUUGCUUUUUUAGAUGAAUUGCUUCGAUGUGGCAUUUUUAACUCGCCAGGUGAAAAUCUGACACGGGGUUUCUUUUUUUUUUUUGUGAGUUUCAUUUAUGCAAGUACAGUGCUUGCUUCAAAAUAAAAUUAAAGCAUGUUUUUUCGCAUUGUUUGUGAUUUAUUUAGUCCGAUUAACAAAGUUAACAAUCUCGGAGAAAACAAAAUAAAAAAUGAAAAAACCGUCUUUGGGUGAAUAUCAAAAUGUGUCAAGUUUGGUGGCGAACUGUCAUAUUAUUUUUUCGUGAAAAAUUGGGUUCCGACAUGAAAAAGACCCAAAAGGAUCCUCGGUUCCGACAUGAAAAAGGAAUUUUUCAAUUCCCAAUUUUCCCAAUUUCCCCAAUUUUUCACGAAAAAAUUAUAUGACAGUUCGCCACCAAACUUGACACAUUUUGAUAUUCACCCAAAGACGGCUUUUUCAUUUUUUAUUUUGUUUUCUCCGAGAUUGUUAACUUUGUUAAUCGGACUAAAUAAAUAUAAUACUACUGGGAUAAGAUUACAUUUUUAUUAAAGACUCGUAAAAUCAUAAAGGUUUCGAGCAGAAAGAUUAAAAAAAAAUGCCAUUAUGUUUUUAUUCAAUAUAUUCUAUUCUUAUUUUAAAUAAUAAUUAUGUCGAUCAACAAUUUUGAGGUUAGGAUUUUGUUGUUUUUUAUGUUAUAUAAAUAUAAGGUAAGGGAACUAGGUACCUACAUACAAUUACGAAGAGUAAAUGAUUAAGUUUAAUGUAAAGUUACAUUCGAUAUUUUUGUAAUUUUCUAUUAAAAGUGUAAUAAAAAAUA
Molecule: messenger RNA, 1650 nt
Organism: Pectinophora gossypiella (pink bollworm)
Lineage: Eukaryota; Metazoa; Arthropoda; Insecta; Lepidoptera; Gelechiidae
Product: RNA exonuclease 4-like
Exons: 4
Coding region: 100-633 (177 amino acids)
Biological process (GO): rRNA processing
Cellular component (GO): nucleus
Molecular function (GO): 3'-5' exonuclease activity; nucleic acid binding
Source: RefSeq, a predicted model, not a curated record